AUGAAUCAAAUUGAAAAUAUUAUGUUAGUUGGAAAAUUUUCUCAUGGUAAACCACUUUUGUCUGAAAUUAGAUCUUAUUUUGCUAAAAUUUUUGUGCUUCGUGGAACUGUGGAAAUUGGUCUUAUGGAUCCUAGGCAUGUGUUUUUAGCUUUCUCAAAUCCGGAUGAUUGUGUGGAUAUUUUAGUUAAAGGUCAAAUUUCUUUUAAUGGAAAAUAUCCUAUGCGGUUGUUUCGGUGGACUGCUGAUUUUGAUACUCGUUUUGAGACAUCUUUGGCCCCUGUGUGGGUUUUAUUGCCCAAUUUGAAAGCUAAUUGUUUUUCUAUUCCUUGUUUGAAAAAAAUUGUUAAACCGAUUGGCAGGUUCUUACACGUAGAUGCUGCAACUGCUAAAUUUUCUAGGCCUAAUGUGGCUAAAGUUAAGGUAGAGGUUGACCUCCUUAAGCCACUUAGCUCUAGAAUGUUUAUCAGAAUGGGCAGUAAAAAACCAGGUAAAGAAGAUGAGGGUUUUUGGCAGCCCAUUGAAUAUGAAAAGGUUCCACCAUAUUGUUUAACAUGCAGGAAACAUGGGCAUUUGGUCCCAUCAUUUCGAUUUGGAGUUAGGCCUUCUGGCCCCACAGUUGGUCCUGAGCAGCUACCUCAUCCUACUCCUCGUGGCUCUCCGCCACCGGGUAGUGGGGGUGGUGGUGGAGGUCCUUCUAACCCUCCUCCUACCCCUCGUGCCCCUCCGCCUUCCGGUGGUGGUAAUGCGGGGUCAGGAGGCGGUGUUAGUCAGCCUCCAAAUGCUCAGAAUCAUGUUGCUCAAGAGGGUACAGGCUUGACUAAAGCUCAGAAAAAGAAUUUGACGAAGAAACGGAGGCGGGAAAAGGGAAAAGACCCGAUUAUUGAUGUGGGCCUGGGUAACUUCUCAGUCCCACAAGUUGGGAUGGAGUUGGAUGUCAAUGAAACAGUGUUAGCUGAAGGGGCCCACACUCGGGAGGAUGUCCAUGAUACGACACUAGCCAAUCAGGCUCACACACAGGAGGCUACCACUCAGGACUUUGAUGCUGAACUUGAUGAUCAUUUGGCAAUGGUUCUUGAUAAAGGAGGGGUUCCUCAGGCACAAGAGGAACCUCAGGUUCAAUCACAGAAUGAUACUCAGGCCCCAGUUAUUGCUCAUACCCCCACACAGGCUAACAAUGAAGAUGUGUACUCUUCACCUACGCAGACACCUGUUAGGGGACAGGGGACUGGUUUGUGUCAGUUGAACACUGAGCAGGCCACCAUUCCUACGGACGCAAUAGGCAGUUUGCGGGGGGGCAUGGCUCGCCCCCUAAGACCUCUCAAGUUCCAUUUGGUGGCAAGAUCACUAGAUCUCAGGUUGGAUUCCUUUAGACUACGACUUGGCUUUGACUCUACUUUUGCUGGGGUAGAUGAUAAGUUGUGGCUCUUUUGGAAUUCUGACCUUACUUUGAGUUUUGAAUCUGAUUCUGAUCAAUCUGUUUCUUCUGUGGUGGGUGACUUUAAUUGCUUGUUAAAUGUGGAUGAGAAAAAAGGUGGUCUUCCUUACCCUCAUAGGAAGACUACUAAUUUUCGGGAGUGUGUCAGUACGUGUGACCUUAUUGACUCUACUGCCUAUGGUUCCUCUUUCACUUGGUGGAAUGGGAGGCGUAGGGAGUCUGCCAUUUGGAUGCGCUUGGACAGGUUUCUUUACACCUCGGUGUGGGAAUCAUUGUUUAGGACAUCUGUUCAUCAUUUGUCACAGGCCACGUAUGACCACUGUCCUUUACUUGUUACUUCUGAGGUCAUAUCUGCUCAACCUGUUCUUAAGCAUUUUAUCUUUCUGAAUGUGUGGACUAAACAUGAGGAUUUCCUGCGUGUGGUGAAGGAAAUUUGGGAGGUUCCAGUUGAGGGUGAUCCUAUGUAUGUUUUAGCCACUAAGCUUUGCAGGUUAAAGAAGGUUCUUGCUCCUUGGAGCAAGGAAACCUUUGGUGAUAUUUUUUCUAAGUUGCAGGAACUUGAGGAUAAAGUGCAGGUUUUAGAGGAGGUGGUGCAACAGAACCCAGAUGAUGAUAGGGCCUUCAUUGACUAUAAGGAAUCUGUGGCUCUGUUGCAGAGGCAGGUUUCUAUUGAGGAGGAAUACUGGCAACGAAAGGUUCACAUAGUGGCUGUUCAGGAGGGUGAUAGGAAGUCUAAGUUCUUUCACUCGAUGGUAAAAGAGAAAAGGAGGAAACUUUACAUCCAUAAGGUUAAGGAUGACACAAGGCACUGGAUUAAGGAUAGACAAGGGAUAGCACAACAGGUUGUCUCUUUUUUUGAGGGUAUGUUCACAGCGGAGGUAGGUAAUUUUGAUUUGUCUAAACUAGACUGCGUUAAGCGUCUAGUUACUGAUGAGGAUAAUGCCUAG
Molecule: messenger RNA, 2382 nt
Organism: Ipomoea triloba (trilobed morning glory)
Lineage: Eukaryota; Viridiplantae; Streptophyta; Magnoliopsida; Solanales; Convolvulaceae
Exons: 6
Coding region: 1-2382 (793 amino acids)
Source: RefSeq, a predicted model, not a curated record